AUGCUCAAGGGAGCCCUGCAGACUGGGGAGACAGGCAAGUACAGUGAAUCACGGUUUACCAGAGUAGAGAGUCAGGAGUGCAACCUGGCCUGGGAAACCAGUUCUGGGGCAGAAGAACUUAAACUGCAGUUGAUGUAUUUUUGGAGACUCAAAGUCGUCAGCAACUUACAUCAUGUCUCCGAAGAGGCCCCCUCCGACGUGUCAGUCUCUGAGAGGUACAGCAAGGAUGAAGCCCUGGCGGGACCGCCUCCCCAGCCCCCCAGCCUCCACUGCGACGAGCCUGCAGAGAACGGGGCUGAGAAAAACCUCCCCCUGCCCAGGAGCGCAUCCGGGUCCAGGAGGAGGUCCGCCGUCUGGAAGCACUUCUACCUGUCGCCCCUGGACAACUCCAAGGCCGUGUGCAUCCACUGCAUGAACGAGUUCAGCCGGGGGAAGAACGGGAAGGACCUGGGCACCAGCUGCCUCAUCAGGCACAUGUGGCGGGCACACCGCUCCAUUGUGCUGCGGGAAAACGGUGGGGGCGCUGGCGUGCCGCCCCCCUACUCCGCGCCCCCAACCCUGCUGCCCACUCCGCCGCCGCCCGACGGAGAGCCCAGCCCCGCAUCCUCGUCUCCGGGGAAGCCGGUCCAGGACUCCACCUCCGCGCCCUCCUCCCCCGACCGGCUUGUGGAGGACCCGCCAGCGCACUGGAACCCCGGAGACACUCCAGUGGAAGACGCGUGGGUGUUGUCCUCCUCCUCUGACGUGGGCGAGGCCUCGUGGGCAUCGUCUCCCGAGAAGCAGCCGGGCGACGCGCCCAGCCCUCGCCCUCUCGAGUCCGGUGCCGUGUUCCAGCAGAACAAGAAGGUCAUGAGGAGGCUGAAGUCGGAAGUCUGGCAUCACUUCUCGCUGGCCCCCACGGACAGCCUCAAGGCUGUGUGCAGACACUGUGGCUGCGUCAUCAGCCGGGGAAAGAAGGGUGACGUGGGCACAAGCUGUUUGAUGCGGCAUCUCUACAGGCGCCACCCGGAGGUCGUUGGGAACCAGAAGGGCUUUCUGGGGGCCAGCUUGGCGAAUUCGCCAUACGCCACCUUGGCUUCUGCAGAAACUUCCUCCUCCAGAUUAACUGACCUGCCGACCAUGGUCACAAAAAACAAUCAAGUUACGUUUCCCGUCAACAGCAAAAAGACCUCAAAGUUGUGGAAUCAUUUUUCUCUCUGCUCCGCAGACCCCACGAAGGUCGUGUGCUUGCACUGUGGCCGGACGAUCAGCAGGGGCAAGAAGCCGACAAACCUGGGCACCAGCUGCCUCCUGAGGCACCUGCAGAGGUUCCACGGCGCUGUGCUGAAGCCCGACGCCCCCAGGGCGGCGCCACCCUCCCCUCCCGGUGCCCACGGGCCCCUGAGCUCAGAGUCGGCCGGCGCCUCCUCCCGCGAUGACAUCAGCGAGAAGUUUUAUGAUUCGCAUCCAGUUGCCAAAAAGAUAACAAGUCUCAUUGCUGAAAUGAUCGCACUUGACCUCCAGCCGUACUCGUUUGUGGACAACGUUGGCUUCAAUAGACUGCUCGGAUACUUGAAACCUCAGUACUCUCUGCCCCCUCCGUCCUACUUCUCCAGGACGGCCAUCCCAGGUAUGUACGACAAUGUGAAACACAUCAUCAUGUCACAUCUCCAGGAAGCCGAGAGUGGUGUGGUCCACUUCACGUCUGGAAUAUGGAUGAGCAGCCAGACCCGGGAGUACCUGACCCUCACCGCCCACUGGGUCACCUUCGAGUCGUCGGCCCGACCGCACUGCGAGGACCACCACUGCUCGGCGCUGCUGGACGUGUCGCAGGUGGACUGCGACUACAGCGGCAGCAGCAUCCAGAAGCAGCUGGAGUGCUGGUGGGAGGCCUGGGUGACGUCGACGGGCCUGCAGGUGGGCAUCACGGUCACCGACAACCCCAGCAUAGGCAAGACGCUGAACGAGGGGGCACGCUCGAGCGUGCAGUGCUUCAGUCACACGGUCAGCCUCAUCGUCAGCGAAGCCAUCAAGAGCCAGAGGCUGGUCCAGAACGUACUCAGCACCGCACGGAAGAUAUGCGAGCGGGUCCAGCGGUCGCCGCGGGCGAAAGCAAAGCUGGCGGAGCUGCAGGAGGAGUACGAGCUGCCGCCCCACCGCCUCCUGCAGGACGUGCCAUCCGAGUGGAGCACGUCGUUUCACAUGCUGGAGCGGCUGAUCGAGCAGAAGAGGGCAGUGAACGAGCUGUCCGUCGAGUGUAACUUCCGGGAGCUCAUCAGCUGCGACCAGUGGGAGGUGAUGCAGUCCGUGUGCCACGCCCUGAAGCCCUUCGACGCCGCCCGGCGGGAGAUGAGCGCCCACGUGUCCACACUCAGCCAGGUCAUCCCCAUGAUCCACAUCCUCAGCAGGAGGGUGGAGAUGCUGUUCGAGGAGACCAUGGGCAUCGACACCAUGCUCAAGUCCCUCAGGGAGGCCAUGGUGAGCCGCCUGUCCGCCACCCUCCACGACCCCCGGUACGUGCUGGCCACCCUGCUGGACCCGCGCUACAAAGCCUCCCUCUUCUCCGAGGAGGAGGCCGAGCAGUACAAGCAGGACUUAAUCAGGGAACUCGAGACGCUGAAUUCUACCUCAGAGCCUGCGCCCGCCCCCAGCGGACGUGACCCAGGCUGCCCGCCGAGAGACCGUGCUGGGGAGGAGAGCCUGUGGUCGCUUAUGGCCAGGAUGAAGAAGGCCGAGCCCGGAGGGAGGACGAGGGUCCCGGAGGACAUGGUGCUCGCCUACCUGGAGGAGGAGGUGCUGGAGCACGCCUGCGACCCACUCGCCUACUGGAACCUGAAGAGGGCGGCCUGGCCAGGCCUCUCCACCUUGGCCGUGCGGUUUCUGGGCUGCCCCCCGAGCAUCGUCCCCUCCGAGAGGCUGUUCAGCACACCCACCGAGAACGGCAGCUUUGGCCAGUCCAGGCUCAUGAUGGAACAUUUCGAGAAACUUAUUUUUCUGAAAGUGAAUCUUCCCUUAAUAUGCUUCCAGUAUUGAAGCUCACGGUGGAGCCACCAGACGAGAAACAGCAUCUGUCCCGGGCUGGCGGCUCGCUGCGGUCGGGGCCCUGCGGGACAGCAGGCCGGGCGCUCAGGUCCACAUCCACGGGAGGCUCCCGUCCCGGCCCUCGCCGUCAUGUCCACAUGUGCCUUACCCAGUCCUUCAGGCCAGGUACCACGGUGUGUUUUUUAAGAAGUCCAGUAGAAACAGCCUGUCUUGUCAGUUAUGGAAUACAAUGAUUAGGUUUUUAUUCGUAACUGUAAAAUUUUUUAAAAGUUGGGGGUUAGAAGUUUGUUUUACUAGAAUGGCAGAGGAGAUAUAAGCAGUUUUAUUCUGUAGGCUUUUUAUUCGAUUAUGUAAAAACCACAAAUCAGGUACUGUAUUUUAGUUUAAAAUUGCUUUAAUUGCAACAAAACAGCUUUUGUGGCUGUCAGAUAAAAUCUGUAUAUAGGAGGUGGAGUUCAAGCCAUCCUGACGGAGCAGUUCCUGGCUGCGGGCUCUAAAGUACGUUCAGGGGACGGCGAGGAUUCUGGGAGGUGACUGUUUACACAACAGAGACAUGGCAUUCGAAGACAAGCCUGCACUCACAUGUAUCACGGAAUGUCCGUCGUGUAGGGUUCAGGGGAGAGAGCACUACCGUUUCAGGGGUUUGCCCUCGGUGCCACGUGGGCUGUUAGCUGGGACACAUCCCCGCCGUUCACAGUGAGCGCCGGUGGUGCCUGCUGUGUAGCUGGUGCACAGUGUGACACGUUUACAGCAUCCUGUUGAUGGAAUCUCCAAGCCUCUGACUCAGUGGCUCUACACCAUGAAGCUAUCUUGAAAUUUGUGCACUGACCCCCAAUUUGAUCAAAUUAUGUAUACAGUCCUUUUUAGAAGAGGUGGCUUAUUAACAGGGAAGAAGAUUGCUAUAAUACAGUUGUAAGAAUAGCCUUAGGUGUUUAGAUUUUCUUUUUGAUAAUAGGGAAGAUUCAGCCAUCAAUGGGAUAUUUUAGAAUCCCAAGGACAUCGACAUGGAGUAUCAGUCAUCAGGUUUUUUUUAACAAUAAUACGUCUUCAAAGUCUUUGCCUCAGUGUCUAGAAAAGGGUUCAUUUUCUUAUUUCAAACCAGGUAAAAUACUGGGUGAAACAAGUCACUGAUUUGCCUGUGACCUUUUAGAAAAGUUGUCGUUUUGUUAAAAUACUGUACCUAUUAUUAAUCUGAAUUUGCAUUGACUAUGUUUUAGUGUAUUUAUAAGUGGUGAACUCAGUUUCUGAAAUUAAACUUUUUAUUUGCCAUUUUCUACUGCUGGAGGACACUGGCUUUUUAUUCUUAGGAUAACAAAACAGUCCUACUCUUGGGGGCCAACAUACACAGAAACCACAUUCAUGCAGCCUUUGGAUUUUCACCUUAGCCCCAGGUGGGACCCAGGGGAAGUGGAGGAGUAAUUCUUACAACAGCAUUUCUGAUAGUGGCAGUGAUGUAUGAGAACUUCCCAGGUCUUGUGUUCAGAGCGAGUGCUGUGCAGCCUGUGGUGUUGGAGGGGAAGAGCAGCCACUGUGGAAAGUAGUGUGGAGGCUCCUCCAAGAAUCGUAUGCUACCAUGUGACCCAGCAAUCCCACUCCUGGAUAUUUUUCUGAAGAAGGCAAAAACACUAAUUUGAAAAGAUACAUGUACCCCCAUGUUCAUAGCAACAUUAUUUAUGAUAGCAAGAUAUGGAAGCAACUAAAGUGUCCAUCAACAGAUGAAUGGAUAGAGAAGAUAUGGUGUGUGUGUGUAUAUAUAUAUAUGUAUACAUAUAUAUACACACAAUGGAAUAUUACUUAGCCAUAAAAAAAAUCUUGCCAUUUGCAACAAAAUGGAUAGAUCUGGAGAGUGUUAUGCUAAGUGAAAUAAGUUGGACAGAGAAAGACAAAUACCACAUGAUUUCACGCAAAUGUGGAAUCUAAAAACAAAAUGAAACAGGAACACACUCAUAGAUACAGAGAAUAAACUGGUAGUUUCCAGAAGGGAGAGGAUGAGGGACGAGUGAAACAGGUGAGGGAGAGGAAGAGGCACAAACUUCCAUUGACAAAACGAGUCACCAGGUUGUAAUGUACAGCAUAGGGCAUAUAAUCAGUAAUAUUGUAAUAAAUUUGUGUGGUGACAGAUGGUAACCAGACUUAUUGUGAUCAUUUUCAUAACGUAUAAAAAUAUCGGAUCACUAUGUGGUAUACCUACAUCGUAUGUCAGUUAUAGUUCAAUUAAGAAAAAUCCAUUAGUGUCAGAAUGAGAAAGGGUCUGGGAAGAUGGCGGAGUAGGAGCACCGCAAGUCCCCGUCCCCUGCCGGAAUCGUCUGCCGUAACUGUCGGGAACUCUGGAGAAUACAGAAGGUUUGUAACCCCCAGGGGAGACUUGCAGGGUGGCAGCGCCCCACCCCCCAGCCCCAGCCACCUGGCAGGCAGCUGUGCGUGGGUCCUAGAGCAGCUUGCACACAGCUUGCAGGAGCCAGGGCGGGGAAAGAAAGGACCCUGUCCUCCAGAUAGUGGGGAUCUGUGCUCUGUUAGCUCAUCACUGCUUCUGAUCUCACAGGUGCAGAGAAAGAGGCAGGUGCCGUUGUUGUGCCUCCCCCGCCCCCUGCACCCCCGCUUUGUUGCAAGACCCUCUUCCCCUUCUCCAGUGUCUUCCAGGGGAUUUAAAGGGCCAGAGCCCUUUUUUUAAAAAAAAAUAUUUUUUAUUUAUUUACUUUUGGCUGCAUUGCGUCUUCAUUGUUGCGCCCGGGCUUUCUCUAGUUGCAGCGAGUGAGGGCUACCCUUCGUGGCGGUGCGUGGGCUUCUCAUCGUGGUGGCUUCUCUUUUUGUGGAGCACGGGCUCUAGGCACACGGGAUUCAGUAGUUAUGGCACAUGGGCUCAGUAGUUGUGGCUCACGGGCUCUAGAGUACAGGCUCAGUAGUUGCGGUGCACGGGUUUAGUUGUUCUGCGGCACGUGGGAUCUUCCCGGACCAGGGAUCGAACCCGUGUCCCCUGCAUCGGCAGGUGGAUUCCCAACCACUGCGCCACCAGGGAAGUCCCCAGAGCCCUUUCUUAAUCCCCUGUAUUUUUUGCUUUUCCCCUUUCAGGAGUCAGACAUUAAAGACUAAGGACAUAUAAAAAUAACUGCAUAUAUGAGGAGAAUUAGAAUGUGACUACUUGUGCCCAGGGAACGGCUCAGAAAACACUUAAGAAGACAUUAAGUUUACGCCUCAGGCUGACCCUUGGCACAAAGACAAUCAAAAACAAAACCUAGGGAAAGCACAAAGCCUAGGGAAGAGGAAGAAUCUGAUUUCCAGAGUCACCAAAUUGUUAGAUGAAAAUGUCCAGUGCACAAAAAAAAAAUCGCAAGGCAUACAAAGAAACGGGAAAGUAUGGUCAAAAUACUUUUUACCCAAAGGAAAAAAAUAAUUCAACAGUCUCUCCCUGAAAAAAAGACCUGAUGGUGGGUAUACUGGCCAGAGGCUUUAAAACAGCACUCUUAAAGAUGCUCAAAGAACUAAAUAGGACAUGGAGAAAGUCAAGAAAAUAAUGUAUGAAAAAAUGGAAAUAUCAGUAAAGACAUAGAAAACCUAAAAAACCAAAAUGAAAUUUGGAGCUGAAAAGUACAACUGAGAUGGAAAUUUCACUAGAAAGAUUCAAAGGCAGAUUUAAGCAGAAUGAAUAAAGAAUCAGCAACUAUGAAUAUAGUACAAUGGAAAUCAUCAAGUUUGAGAAACAGAAAAAAGAUUGAAGAAAAGUGAACAGAGCUAAGGGAUAUGUGGGCACCACUAAGCAAGCCAACAUACGUACUGUGGGAGUCCCAGAGGAAGAAGUUAUGGGUGGGGGCAGAAAGAAUAUGUGAAGAUAUAAUGGCCGAUAACUUCCCAAAUUUGAUGAAAGACACAAAUAUAAACAUCCAAGAAGCUCAUGAACUUCAAGUAAGAUGAACUCAAAGAGACCCACACUAAGACAUGUUAUAUAAUCAAACUGUCAAAAGGCAGAGAAUCUUGAAAGCAUCAAGAGAAGUGACUCACCACACACAAGGAUCAUCAAUAAAAUAUUAGCAGAUUUCUCACCAGAAACCUUGGAGCCCAGAAGACAAUGGGCUGAUAUAUUCAAAGUGCUAAAUGAAAAAAAACUGUCCAUCAGGAAUUUUAUAUCUGGCUAAACUAUCCUUCAAAAAUGAGGGAGAGGGAUUUCCCUGGCAGUCCAGUGGUUAAGACCCCACACUUCCACUGCAGGGAGCAUGGGUUUGAUCCCUGGUCUGGGAACUAAGAUCCUGUAUUCCACGUGACGCAGCCAAAAAAAAAACGAGGGAGAAAUUAAGACGAUCCCAGAUACGCAAAAGCUGAGGGAGUUAGUGACCACUAGACCUGCCCUGCAAGAAAUGCUCAAGGGAGCCCUGCAGGUGAGAUGAAGGGACAUCAGACAGUGACUCAAAGCCAUGUGAAGAAAUGAAGUGUUCAGAGAGGUAAAUAUAUAUGCAGCUACAAAACCUAGUAUUAUUGUGAAGAUGCAUUGUAACUCCACUUUUGGGGGGUUUUUUUCCCCAUGUUUAAGAGACUAAUACAUUAAAAAAGAAAAAAUAUAUAUAUAUACAUUCACAAACAUAUAUAUAUAUACUUCCAGUUUUUAGUUCUGCGUGUGAGGAGCUUGGAAAUUGCAACUCCAUCCUAACAAGUAAAAAGCAGAACAAUCUGAAAAAUCAAAAACUCUUCUUGGCGGACACAGGUCAAACUGUUGCCCCCAAGACUGGGGAGACAGGCAAGUACAGUGAAUCACGGUUUACCAGAGUAGAGAGUCAGGAGUGCAACCUGGCCUGGGAAACCAGUUCUGGGGCAGAAGAACUUAAACUGCAGUUGAUGUAUUUUUGGAGACUCAAAGUCGUCAGCAACUGUGAGAGUUAAGAACUCCGGGGGAGCCAGUCAUAAGGGAGCCCACACAAUACUGUGAGAUUUACCCCUGGAGCAUGAUCAGGUUCCCAAGUAAAUAUCAAAGUCCCCUCAAGCUUUCUGCAGGGGGAGGGAAGGAACCAUUUCCUAAUGGGACAGAGGACUCUGCUCUCCUUAACAAGGCUGCUCUCAAGGAAAACUUGUUAACCAGAGCCUGACCUGCUGGGGUGUUAUCAGAGCCUAACUGACCAGGGGAAGGGAAGUGCCCAGCUCCAGCCUCCUCUGGGCAGCCUGUCCCAACCAAGGGGAGAAAAAGGACUGAGAAACACUUGUGAAGGUCACAGUCCAGAGGCACAGGCUCGGUAAAAGAACUGAGGCCUGAUCACAGGACCAUAGAAGGCUUCCCCUCUCCCACACCUCACCUCCACAUUAUUAAGGCCUAUUUAUAGAAGUUCCUUUCACCCAGUACAUCAUGUCUGGCUAUCAGGAAAAAAUUACAAGGCAAAUUACACAGUUAAAAGGCAAAAAAAAAAAAAACCCACAAUUUGAAGAGACAGAGCAAGGUUCAGAAGCGGAUAUGGCAGAGAUGUUGGAAUUAUCAGACUGGGAAUUUAAAACCAUUAUGUUUAAUAUGCUGAGGGCUCUCAUGGAUAAAGUAGACAACACACAAGCAAAGAUGGACAAUGUGAGCAGAGAGUUGGAACUCCCGGAAAAGAGCUGAAAAGAAAAGCUUGAGAUAAAAAAAACACUGUAACAGAAAUGAAGCCUUUGAUGGGCUUAUUAGUAGACUGGACAUGGCUGAGGAAAGAACCUCUGAGCUAGAGGAUGUCUCAAUAGAAUCCUCAAAAAGCAAAAAGCAGGGAGAAAAAAGACUGGAAAAAACAAUGUCCAAGAUCUAUGGGACAAUUACAUAAGGUGUAACUUGUAUAAUAGGAAUACUGGAAGGAACGAAAGAGGAAGAAACAGAAGAUUUAAAAUAACGACUGACAAUUUCCGCAACUG
Physeter macrocephalus (sperm whale) is the source of this 8877-nucleotide messenger RNA. RefSeq names its product zinc finger BED domain-containing protein 4-like. Lineage: Eukaryota; Metazoa; Chordata; Mammalia; Artiodactyla; Physeteridae. The record is from RefSeq and is a predicted model, not a curated record. The transcript has 3 exons. Gene Ontology annotation, molecular function: DNA binding; protein dimerization activity. The coding region runs from base 1 to 3012 and encodes 1003 amino acids.